AUGGAUCGCCUUGCUGUUGUUAACGCCACGGCGACAAUCUCGCAUAUCAGCACAGGAACAUUCCAUCCAGAAUCACCUUCCACUGACCCUUCAAUGUCCGACUCUUCUUCAUCAUCAUCAUCUCCAUUGGAUGCUACGCCUACGUCGACUGCUGAUUGGUUAAUGGGUUUUUCCACCAUAAGUGCUUUGUCGAGUGUCGAACCCACGAGCACAAACACUGAGCCUGGUGCUUGCUAUGACAUCACAGAAGCUCAGUGUCACAUGUUGGCGUAUAACCGGAGUGGCGUGUUGCCGGGGGCGAUGGUGGUGAAGCGUGGAGAGAUGGAGAUGUUCUUGCGCUUCUUCACGUACCUGAACAGACUGAACUGUUACUCACACAUCAUGCUGUUCGGCUGCACCAUUGCACUGCCGCAGUGUGUCACUGAGGGGGGUGACAUGCGUGUGAUAUUACCGUGUCAGUCGUUCUGUGAAGCGGCGAAGGAGGGAUGUGAAUCUGUUCUUCAGAUGUUUAACGCCUCUUGGCCUGACUUCCUGCGCUGCUCACAGUUCCUCAACGUCACCACGGCAACACCUGGAGUCACGCCCACCUGCUACACCCCACGCCAUGCAAAGGGCCGAGCCUCUGUGUGUGGAGGCUCUGACAGCUUCCUCUGUGCAACAGGAAUGUGUGUCCCCCAGAAACUGGUGUGUAAUGGGUUUAACGACUGUGAUGACUGGAGUGAUGAAGCUGACUGUGUGUGUUCAGGAAAAGAGUUCAGUUGUGGAACUGGCCGCUGUGUGAAUGCGUCUCUGCUGUGUGAUGGGUAUGACGACUGUGGGGACCUCAGUGACGAGCAUAACUGCAAGUGUGACGUGUUGAAGGAGCACCGGUGUGGAGAUGGACGUUGCAUUCCACUGGAGUGGCUCUGUGAUGGAGAUCAUGACUGCCUGGACAAGAGCGACGAACUCAACUGCUCGUGUAAAGCACAGGGCUUGUUGGAGUGUAAAAACGGACAGUGUAUCCCCAGUGCUUUUCACUGUGAUGGUGAGGAAGACUGCAAGGAUGGCAGCGAUGAAGAAAACUGCACAAAACAGCUGCUUCAUGGCUCGUGUCCGCCAGGUCAGCACAGCUGUAUUUCCACUUCCUGUUCUCCUGGGUGUGGUGGUGCUGGUCCCUGUGAACCACCCAACACCAGCGCUAACUGCAGUGGCUGUGAGCCAAUCUCCUUGGAGCUGUGUAUGAACCUGCCGUACAACACCACACGGUUUCCGAACUAUCUGGGCCAUCAGUCUCAGAAGGAGAGUUCAGUGAGCUGGGAGUCCUCGCUCUUCCCUGCACUUGUUCAGACAAACUGCUACAAAUACCUCAUGUUCUUCGCCUGCACCGUCCUCGUGCCCAAGUGUGACCUGCUAACACAACAGAGAGUGCCACCUUGCAGGUCUCUCUGCAGGAGCUCUAAAGAGCGUUGUGAGUCAGUGCUGAGCAUUGUGGGAUUGCAGUGGCCUGAGGAAAUGGACUGCGCUCAGUUUCCUGAGGAAGGACAAGAAAACACGCCUUGUCUCCUUCCUGACCUGGACGUAGAAGAGUGUUCACCGAGUCACUUUAAGUGCCACUCGGGGAGGUGUGUGCUCUCCUCCAAACGCUGUGACGGACACACGGACUGCGAUGAUGACAGUGAUGAGGAACACUGUGGUUGUAGAGAACGUGGACUGUUUGAAUGCCCCUCAGAUAAAUCCUGCAUCAAGAACUCUAUGAUCUGCGACGGUUUUCCAGACUGCAGCCUCCUGGAGGACGAGAAGAACUGCUCGGUGUGUAACGAUAAUGAGCUGGAGUGUAAUAAUCACGAGUGUGUGCACCGGACUCUGUGGUGUGAUGGGAGGAAGCACUGCACAGACAGCUCAGACGAGUGGAACUGUGUCUCUCUCUCCAGCUCGGUGCUGUUGGUCAGUAAGACGGCGGUGGACUAUCAGGUUUGUGCUGAUGAGUGGAACCCGGAGCUCAGCACCAUCGCUUGCAAACAGCUGGGUUUAGGAGCUCCUCUGUCAACUGAAGUGAUGGAGGAUGUGUACAGUUUUGGGAGGAGGCGCUGGCUUCAUGUUCAUCCUGACUGGAGCCACCGUAACAACACCGCACUGCAGGGGCUUUUGGAGAAAAGAGGGCAUUCCUGUCACUCACGCAAGAAGAUUGCUCUUCACUGCACCCGAGGCGAGUGUGGGCGCAGGCCUGCAGCACGGCUGGUGAAAAGGAUUCUGGGAGGGCAUACGAGUCGGCCGGGUCGCUGGCCAUGGCAGUGUUCUCUACAGAGCGAGGAGAGCGGCCAUAUCUGCGGCUGUGUUCUGAUUGGGAGGAGGUGGGCUCUCACUGUGGCCCACUGCUUCGAGGGGCGAGAGAGUGCAGAUGUGUGGAAGGUGGUGUUGGGGAUCAAUAACCUGGACCACCCGUCCACACACACUCAGACGCGGAGUGUGAAGAGUGUGACGGUGCAUUCACGCUACAAUCGCGCCGUGGUUGAUUACGACAUCAGCAUCAUCGAGCUGGACGAGGACGUGCACAUCAGCAGCCACGUGCAGCCCGUGUGUUUACCCGAGCCUGGACACACACUCACACCUGACACCUACUGCUACAUCACUGGCUGGGGGCACAUGGGAAACCGCAUGCCCUUUAAGCUGCAGGAGGGUGUGGUCAGGGUGAUCUCUCUCUCUCAGUGCCAGUCAUAUUUUGAUAUGAAGACCAUCACCUCUCGGAUGCUCUGUGCGGGUUAUGAGGCCGGAACCAUCGACUCCUGCAUGGGUGAUAGCGGUGGUCCAUUGGUGUGUGAGGACCCGGACGGUCACUGGACUCUGUAUGGUCUGACCUCAUGGGGCUCUGUGUGUUUCUCCAAAGUGCUUGGACCCGGAGUGUAUGCCAACAUCACACACUUCACUGAGUGGAUCAGUAAACAGAUAUACUUACACACCUUUCACCUGGUCUAGGACACACACACACACACACUCUCUCUCUCUCUCUCUCUCUCUCUCUCACACACACACAUAUACCCUGUAAUGGAAAUGUAAAAAGGGAAAUGUUGAAUGUAUGUUAUCUAAUCAUUCCAGAAGGAAAAGUGUGUGUGUGUGUGAGAGAGAGAGAGAGAGAGAGACCUACAUUGUGACUCUUUUGUCUUAGAAGUGGUCUUUUUAUCAUAUGCAUUACAAAAAGAAAAAUCAAAAGCCACUUUGAUUGUGUGUGUGUGUUAAUUAUAGACUGUUAAAUGUUGCUGCUAUCUUUGUUACCUGUUGCCAAACUGCCACAGUAGAAAUGUUAAUGUUGAAAAGUGUGUGUGUGUGUGUGUGUGUGUGUGUGUGUGUGUGUGUGUGUGUGCGUGUGCGCGCGCGCAUGUGUAUGUGUUUAGGUCUCCCAGUAUUAGCUUACUGUUCCCUUCUCUCUACUGAACCUGCUUUAAACUCACUUUUUCUCUGUGUGUGUGCGUGUGUGUGUGUGUGUGCGCGUGCGUGUGUGUGUGCGUGCAUGCAUGUGUGUGUGUGUGGGUGUGCGCGUGUGUGAUUUCUGGAUUUCCCCUGCCUAUUAAUCUCACUGCUAAAAUUGUGUACUUGUGUCACCUAAACUGAUGUGUACAACAGAAAAGAAAAGCUGGAGCUGUGUGUGUGUGUGUGUGUGUGUGUAUGUGUGUGUGUGUGUGUGUGUAUGUGUGUGUGUGUGUGUGUGUGUGUGUGUGUGUGUGUGUGUGUGUUUACUUGUGCUUUUACACUUGUGAGACUUGACGUUCACAGCUGUUUACAUUUAAAGAUGUUACAUUUGUGUAAGUUUGUUAAGAACAUUGUUUUUUUUUAAAUAUAGUUUAUAAACACUUUUUCAAUCAACGUGGAUUACUUUUUUCAUAAAUAAAUAUUUAUUUUUAACACAGCUAUGUUUUAGCUAUGACUAUAGCUUUAUAUGUAUUAUAAGUUUAAAUUUAUAGCUACAUAUACAGCCACAGUUACAGCUGUAUUUAGCAGGUUUAGUUUUAUAUAUCUAUAUUAAUAGCUAUAUAUAUGUGUGUAUAUCAUAAUUUUAAAUAUAUAGCUAUGCUUAUAGCUACAGUUGUAGCUACUAAAUGUGUAUGUAUUGUUAUAGCCAUAAGUUUAAAUUCAUAGGUAUGUGUAUGUAUUUUAAGUUUAACUGUUUAGCUACAAUUAUAGUUACAUGUGUAUGUAUUGUAAGAUUUCAUUUUAUAGCUACAUUAUAGAUAUGUAAGUCUUAUCUGUUCAGAUAUAUAGCUACAAUUGAAGAUAUGAAUAUAAAUUUAAAUUUAUAGCUAAAUUUAUAACUAUAUGUCAGAUAAAUUUAAUUUUAUAAGCAUGUUCUAGUUAUAAUUUUUACAUUUAUAUAUAGCUACACAUAUAUGUCUUAUACUUUCAAGUUUACGACAUCAUGGUAAAAUUAAUAGCUACAUUUAGUUUUAUUCUUUAAACUAUACAAAAGAGAUUUAGUUACAGUAACAAGCAGGAACUCACAAGUGUAUUUGUACAAGUGUUUGUGUGAGUGUGAGUUUGAGUGUGUGUGUGUGUGUGUGUGUGUGUGUGUGUAUCAUGUACACUUAUAGAUCAGUGCUUCGGGGUUUUAAUGCAACAUUCCGUCCAAGAUGUUGUGUUUUGUAAUUUUUUUAAAACUAUUUUUCUACUGCUUUUCUAUGUGUGCACAUGAACCUGGUGAAAGUGUGAAAUAUAAGUUUCUGUAUUUUUAAUGAUGUAUUAUUUCACAUGUACGGCACUGUUUAGAGAUAUACACCAGUAAUGUUUAUGUAAACCAUGUUUAAAAAAUGAAAACACAGUGGAUUUGUAUUUCCGAAUUAAAACCCUGUCAACACAGAA
This is a messenger RNA of Ictalurus furcatus (blue catfish), 4827 nucleotides long. RefSeq names its product corin, serine peptidase (gene corin). Gene Ontology annotation, molecular function: protein binding; serine-type endopeptidase activity. The record is from RefSeq and is a predicted model, not a curated record. The transcript has 20 exons. Gene Ontology annotation, cellular component: membrane. Gene Ontology annotation, biological process: proteolysis; acrosome reaction. NCBI's taxonomy places the organism in Eukaryota, Metazoa, Chordata, Actinopteri, Siluriformes, Ictaluridae. Bases 1 to 2952 code for a protein of 983 amino acids.